AUGACCCUUAUUGAUUUUGGGUUCCAAUCGUUAAAGGUUGAGGAUCAAACAGGAAAGUAUGCAUCUACUGAAGGAACAACACCAGUUCUUGAAACAGAUGCAUCUACUGAAGGAACAACACCAGUUCUUGAAACAGAUGCAUCUACUGAAGGAACAACACCAGUUCUUGAAACAGAAUCGUCACAUGAAGAUGGCAACAUCACAAGCGAAACCACUACUGUAGCUGAUGAAUCCCUUGAAGGAACAACAUCACUUCUUGAAACAGAUGAGUAUGGUUCUGAAACUACUGUAGAGGCAACAGAAUCUUCGACAAUUGACCCCAGUCCGCCGCAACGUAUCAUUCUUGCCUUUUCACUGAUGGAUGAGAAUAAUCGAUGGAUAAAACUGGUGUAUCCAAAUAGCAUCACAAUCGGACUGUCAUUAGAAUUGUAUGGGAACACAUCGACAAAUAUCGAAAUAUCGCUGGUUGAUGUUACAUCUAAUAACGAAUCCCGGGUUUUGAAAACGAUAUAUCACACGGUCGAAGGAGAAGAUUUAGUUACUUCCAAUGGUUCUAUUGAUCUAGAUUUCCUUGUGCAACAUGAUCAUUUUUCUGAUUUUGGUCAUUAUGACGUUAAUUUGGUGGCGGGUUUGGUCAAUUCAACGCUUACAGACGAUAUCAGGAUUGCUUUGUCUGUAUUAUACGAUGAGAUUAUACCUAAUGUUGAGAUCAUCUGUCUACCAUAUAUGUAUGUCGGGACUUCAGAGAAUUUCGCUGCCUCUGUAAUUCAAGGGGGGCGUGUUGGACUCUCUUGGACAUGGGUUAUAGACGCUCUAAACAUCAACAAAACCACAUAUUCAGAAUCCAAUGUAACGAAAAACGUACAAGUGUUUAACAUUUCCAAGACUAGAGAAAUCAAACUAUCCGUAUUUGUUUCGAAUUCAGUUUCAAAUUCAACAAACUCUUGUAUGGUAACAUCUCUGUAUCCUAUGGAAAACUUUAUCUUUUGUCCGGAGCAAUCCCUUUACAAUACAACAGAAACUGUCAAAUUCAGCGUGAAUACAUCUGCAGUCAAUUUUCCAUUGGGAUUGGAAUCUAUAAAAACGGAUGGAAAUUUUUGCCCGGCUACAAGUGCAUCUAUCUCAGAUGAGAACGUUACCAACUUUAUACUUGCUUGCAACUUCACAAAGCAAGGACAUCAUGUCGUACAUGCACUGCUAACAUCAAAGAUUGCAUCGAUUAACCUUUCAACUACGGUGGAUAUCUGGGAUGAACUAAAUUAUCUACGGAUACAAGCUUCAAAAAAGCAUGCCAAGGUUGACGAAAAUAUUAAUAUCACAUUAGAAAACUAUCCCCCGUCAUACUUUAAGCAUAACAUAUCCUUUGGAGAUGGACAUACAGAUGGACAUUCGUCGAAUGAAUAUACAGUUCAAUUCUCGCCGGCAGAGUACAUCAAAAACUACAGUUCACCCGGAAAUUACACAAUCGAUUUUUUUGCAUGGAAUGAGAAAUAUUUAAGAAUAUCGAGAAUAAAUAUCUUAGUGGAGUACCCUUUGAUUGAUUCCGCCCUAAGACUUUCUCCUGAACAGUACAAUUUACCAGUUCCAGAUGGCCUUGUUGAGUUUACCUUGAGUUAUGAAAAACAGCCACUUCCCUCUAACGUAAUAUGCAGGGUGCAUUUCGACGAUAAUGAUUCAGAAAACAUGUACGCUGUUUUCGAUAAGACCUCCAAUAUUUCUUUUCGUUAUAUAUUUAACAGCAGUGGGUUUAAAAUGGUCACAUUUGAUAUCAGCAAUUCAGUGAGCUCAUCCCGUUUGAUUUCGAAAAUCAAUGCUAUGCAUUUCAGUUUGAGCGACAUUUAUUUGAUAUUUCAAGAUCCAUCACCAAUGAAUAAGACGAGGAAUGCUACACAGCCAUUUACGUCUAUUGCAGUUCCGACCAAUGUUGAAUUUAAAAUCUUUUUGAAGAAUUGCUCCCGAUUGCCAUACAAUAUGACAGAAACUUGGAACUUUGGUGACCAGAGUACAAAAACCUAUAAAAUACAAAAUAGAACGGAUUUCAAACGGAAUCAUACGUAUAAAACUCGAGGUACUUUUGAGCUACGUGUUACGUUCAGUUUUGCAGGACAAGCUUUCACGUACAUUAAUAAUGUAUCUACAGGGGCAAUGAUGGUAUCUUGUAGCAGUACUACUGCUGAUUUACGCAAAAGUCCAUUUAAUUGUACAGUGGAAAUGGAUGGCAACGCCACGAUAGAUUAUUGCCCCGAUUCAGGAAAUGUUUCUAAAUUAGAGACAAAAACGAUAAUUUCUAUUGAUCAAAGAGUUAUUACUAUGGAAUCUGUUUACAUAAAUUACACAAAAUACGGAUAUUACAUGCCCAAAUUUAUUGGCCACAAUGAUGAGGUUACAGAAGAGGUUUACCUUGAUGUUCCCCUCAUUUUUGAUUUUGAUCUUGAGAAUGAGAUAGAGCUCCAUACAAGUGCAGAGAUAAACAAUGGAAUAGUACCACUGCCUCCUGGAAACAUAAAUAUAUCCAUUCAGCUGUCUUUAAAUGUAAACAACACGCGACCAUUAGUAAACUGCUCCUUGAGUACUGGUGAUGCAGUAAAUCGCUAUAUCUACAAUGAUCGUCACAACAUUACUAGAGAUAGUCCCUUAGUUUUCCGUCACAAGUAUUACGAUCUUGGAAAUCAAACAAUCGGUGUCACAUGUGAAAAUUUCGUCUCCCGCGUUACUCUUCUAGAUGUUACUGAGGUAAUAAACGUUUGUUAUGGAGACGAAGGGAUAUUUGAUCGACAAUUUUCUAUGCCAAGGAAAUCCAUGAAAGUUCUUGAUUUAAGCGAUGUAUAUAUUGGAAACAGAAUGAGUGUACUUUGUGACAGUAAAGACAUAACCUUCUCCUGGGAGAACUGUUCAUCACUAGACAUGAGAAAAGGAGUAUGCUUAUUUAACAGAGAUGCUACUCUCAAACAAGGACAAUACAAAAUAGUUCUAAAUGUUUCCAUUCCAAGUUUGAGGACAUACUUAAUUGAACCGAUGUUCCUUACAAUCCUUCCGUCUGCUCCCUUUGCGUAUAUUUCUGGUGGCAACUUGAGGAAAAUUUAUGUAAAUGAAAUCAUCUCUUUCUCUGCGGAAAAUCUAUUAGAGCGGAACAAUCAUAAUUCUGCGUACUUUUGGCACUCAAACAGAUGCAACGUAAACUGUAUGAUGGCGUCAGCAGUGUCUACACAAACAAAAUUUGCUGUCUCAAGCGAGUGUCAAACAUGUCUCCAUACAAACAUCUCCCUCCGCUAUAACUGGUCGCUUUUUGAGGAGAACGUCUGGAUAAAUCUGGACAACUUGACAACUACCGGUACUGAAGGUCCGGCAUUUUCAAUAAAGAAAAAUAAGUUGACGCCAGACAAAAGAUACAACAUCGUUUUAACAGCAGUUGAAGCUAAUGGAACCAGUAACAGCACCUUAACGAUGGCUUUUAGGACAAGUAAAGGCGGAGCUGGAAUAAGCAACACCUGUAAUACCAGUUUUAUAUCCGGAAAAGUCGCAAUAAGUGCAAACUGUACGGAUUGGAAAUUGACUGAUGGGAAUGAGGCGAUAUUGCGUUAUCUCUUCGAAACAAUUACCAGACGGCGAUCCACGUACGGAGACGUAGACGAAGUGGUGAACUACCUCUAUCAAGGAUAUGAAGGUUCAAUAUUUGAAAUGCCUAUACAGGUUGGCGAUGAUGAGUUCAAUAACAGUGUUAUAUUCCGCAUACGGGUUUACAAUGAGACAGAAGAGUAUGACGUCCAUGAAGAAGUCCUUCCCUAUGUACCAAUACCCAAGAAAUACUCAUCAAACAGUAGCAGCGACAUAGGCCCCAUCUCCAGACUAUACGACGAAUUUAACAGUACUGUGGGAUCCAUCAGGCGAGGGGGUGAUCCCAUCCGGGUCUUCAGAUAUGUUGGAUCAAUAGCAUCUAUGUUUAAGCCGUAUAAACAGAACAUAUCUGUUACAACAGAAAAAGACAUUUUAAAUGGAGAAACCUCUGUCAGAUUUCAGGAAGACUCCGUCAUCGUUGAAAAAUAUAAAAAAAUAACAUCGAAUAUGAUAAGUAUAUUAUCCGAAGAAGGGAGAACCUGUACAGAUUCUAACUACAAACGAUUUAGCUUAACAGACAAUCAGCUCAUAUUUAGUACUAUUGACGCUGUUGUUAGAAAUCCAUCAUGCCUCAAAUUAGAAGUGCUCGAAAAACUGAUCCCAUUUGUAGAGGAUAUGGCAGAAUGUUUUACUAUCCGCAUUAGAAAAACUCAAAACCCUCUACCAAACCACUACAUAGAAACCAUUGAAGAUAUUUUGAAACACAUUGUAAGAAUUUUCAACGUAAUUGUGGAUGUAAUGCUACCACAACAAUUACAAGAUUUCAACGAGGACAUAAACGAGGAAAAUAUAGCACAUGAACUGAUGAUAAAAAAACUUCGAUCUACGAAGCAAUAUGAACUUAUCAGUAGAAAUCUAACAGAACAAGAGCUCAAUGAAAUUACAGCAAAAAGUAGGCUUCUGAUGAAAUUACGAAGUCAUGAGAGGGCCACACAAUACAACCAGAGUAAAAUAGCAGAGGCCUUUUACAGACGGAUACAAGACACGUUGAUGAGCGUCCAAUCUGCCUUACUUACUACGUUAGUGGUAGGGGAAAAGAUGGAGUUCCAUGAACGCUAUCUAAAACUUAUAGUACAGAAAACGACUUUCAGGGAAUUUGACAGAGAGAAUGCCAACAACACGAAUCUUCGGCAAUAUUUCAUCGGCAUACAGAAUAUAAAUGACACGAAUUAUCUUAACUCCAUCGUUGACGUCAAGAUUAUUAUCUAUGGGAAAAAUCCAAUAAUAUUCGGCGAGAACGCAAGCAGUUUGACAUCGGAUGUAUUUGCGUUCAACUUUGGAGAGGAAACUGUUGUGGAUGUGAAAUUGAAAAACCGAGGAAAACCCCAACCUUAUCUUUACAGCCCCCUGUACAGCCAAAGUUUGAACGAGAAGAUAACACAUUUUUACUUUGACGUAAUGAACAAUGAUGACGCAAUUUUGAUAUACCUCAAACCACACAAUUUUCAAAUAGAUUAUUUCCCGAGCAGGGCAUUGUAUACAUUGUACGUAUCACCGAAACCUUUUCCUACUGCUGCCACCGUCAGAAAAGAGCACAUGUUUAACACCUCCAUAAGAAAUUGGGACAAUGAACACGGAUACAAAGUUUUUGUUCCUGCACAUGUUUGUCUUAAAGGAGUCUGCUAUUUGGGCAUAAAACCGGUAAAAGAUGAAGAAUCAGCAAUACGAAGAAUUACUUCCCGAAGGAGGAGAGAUGCGGAUCCGGAUUCGUUAAAGAGCCAUUCAAUUUCCGUCAAUUCGACGUCUGACCUUUCAGAUGCUAACUUUACUUUACAAGUCAUUACUACAGCAUGUCGAGCGUGGAAUAAAGAUUUGAACGUAUGGGAAUCCGACCAUUGUAUGGUUCUUCCCAUGACGACAAUAGAAGAAACUAUAUGCCGCUGUACCGGACACACCUUUUCAUCAACAUUCCAUGUGCCCCCUAACAUGAUAGACUUGUAUAAAGUGUGGGGAAAAUUCGACCCUGAGAAUGCCGCUGUGUAUGGAGUUAUUAGUGCACUGUUAGCUAUCUAUAUGGUGUUGGUUGUUGUGUUAAGACGAGAAGACAGAAGAGAUAGAGAACGGUGGGCGGUGUCUUUCCUCUGUGACCACACUGCAGAAGAUCAUUACCUUUAUCUGAUGACCGUGUAUACAGGAUUAAGACGACGGGCAGGGACGACCUCGAACAUUUACUUUGUGCUCAGAGGAUCCGAAGAUGACAGUGAAAUACGUUUUCUAAGUAAUGGAGAACGAAAGGGAUUUACUGCUGGAAGCAUUGCGACGUUUGUUUUCGGCACUAAGCACUGUUUGGGUGACUUAGAGUACUUGCGAAUAUGGCAUGACUGUUCGGGUCCCGGACAUCUUCAGGACUGGUUCUUAAAUAAAGUAGAAGUAGAAGAUCUCCAAACAAAUGAACGAGAUGUUUUCUUGUGUGACAACUGGCUCUCGUUGUAUCAAGAAGAUGAACUUAUUGAACGAGUUCUUCCUGUGUCAACCACCGAAAACCUGACAGCAUUCAAAACGCUCAUUGCACAUCAAACACAAUUGAAUAUCACAGAACACCAUAUUUGGUUGUCGCUUCUCCUACGACCGAGAAAAAGUACAUUCACACGGGUACAAAGGUUAUCUUGCUUGUUAGCACUGCUUUUCCUAAGCAUGAUUUCAAAUGCCAUGUACUACAGAUCAGCUGAAGAUGAAGUCAUGCACAACGAUGUACAUAUCGGAGUUUUUAGAUUUUCAGUUUCGACAAUGUUUGUUUCCUUGAUUGGAAUUAUCAUCACCACGAUACCAAUAAUAUUUCUAACUAUUCUUUUCCGACAUAGACGACUCAGAAGAGUGUCCAAAAACUCUACAACUAUAGCUAGUCAAAAACAAGAUGAAUCUGAAGAUACGGGUUUUAAUAUUCCUGUGGAAUGUAUCAACGAAGACGAAAAACCGUUGCCUCAUUGGGUCUUAUACGUCGCCUGGGUGUUUCUGGUAACAACCAUAGCUGUUUCUGCGUUUUUUCUUUUGCUUUACAGCAUGGAAUGGGGAAAGGCGAAAUCUGAACAAUGGCUGGUAUCCUUUGUCUUCUCGUUUUUUGAGUCGGUCAUGCUUGUUGAUCCCAUUAAGGUCUUAGUCGUGGCUCUAGUAUGUGCUACCGCAUUCAAAACUAUACUACACGAGAGAGAAGUAAAGAUACACAUUGGCCAACUGAAAAAGUUUUCUGCUCUUUUCAAAAAGUCAGAGAAGCACCAGUUUGCAGCAUUUGCCAAUAGCUUUUUGAGAGAAUCCGAACUGACACAAGAUGAAAUAGAAAGACUCAAGGCCAGGAGGCAGGAGGAAAAGAGAGCAAAAAAGGCAGUAACCAAAUUAAUUGUGUUUGCCGUAUAUCUAUUUGGCAUUUACUCCAUAAGUUUCCUGGAGAGGGACACCAAUUCGUUCCAUUACAAAUCCAACAUAGACAACUACUUAUAUUCGAGCAACAAUGGACAACUGGGAUUUUCUUCCAUAAACCGUACAGCGGAUUUCAUAGCAUGGCUGAGAAAAACAUUUCUACCGACAUUUUAUCCAGAAACCAAUUAUGCGGGUACAGAAUUGGAUGUGCGAGACAAGGAAUGGUUCGGGGACAGAGCAAGCAUCCGUGUAGGACCCGCUCGACUCCGUCAACUAAGGACCAAAGAAGCAUUAUGCCUAGUGAUGAAACUAACUUGGCCCUAUCCAUGCAUUCACGAAUAUUCAAAUAAAUAUGCUGAUACGACUCAGCAUUGUGAGGAAUGGAAACCGUACCAUCCGACAUGUGCAAAACAGUCAACCGACAAAUCCUUCACUGCCGAUUCCUGGAAAUACACAGACGGUGAAAAUAUAUGGGGAGUACCUAAAACCGGUGAAUAUGGUACUUAUGACGGUGGGGGAUACAUUGUGCUCUAUACAAAGACACGUGAACAAGGUCAAGCUUUAGUUAACGAACUUGUAAGAACGAAUUGGAUCGAUCGGAAUACUCGCGCCGUUUUCUUGGAAUUCACAUUGUACAAUCCGUAUUGCAAUCUAUUUGUCUAUACGUUAUAUUUGGUAGAAUUUAUAGAGACCGGUGGAAUAAUAAAGUGGACAGAAACACAAGCAUUCCGACCUAUAGUAUCUGCCAAUAUGGUGGGGACCUUCACUACUCUCUGCUAUUUAAUUUUUAUCAUAUACUUUAUGAUAACGACAGUACAAGUAUUCUUCAAAGUGAAAAGAUUUGGCUGCUUAGAGUUUGCGAAGCAGCCGUGGAACUGGGUUAAUGUGUUGAAUCUGUUUCUCGGAUAUGUCUGUGUUGCAGUCUACAUUACUAGAGUAUCAUUUUCCAAGAAGGCAAUGCAGCUAUUCUAUGAUAACAAGUUAUCGCAAAAAGAUAUAUUCAUAAAUUUCAACCACAUUGUGAUAUGGGACAAUGUUUUUAAUUCCGUAUUUGCUGUAAUUGUAUUCCUCUCGACCAUCCAGCUUCUGAAGAUUUUGGGAUACAACAAAAGAUUCACUCAGAUUAUAUCGGUGAUCGUCAACGCAGGAGUAGACAUAGGAGGGUUUGGUUUCAUCUUCGUUCUAAUCUACAUUACUUUCGCCAUGUUGGGAACGCUGCUUUUCAGUGUGCAGUUAAAAGAGUAUCGGGACUUUUUCACAACUUGCGGUACUCUAGCAAACAGUUUCAUUGGAAAAAAUAAUGUGAAGUCGAUGGUCACUGCAGUUCCAACUCUUGCCGAAUUCUUUUACUUUUCGUACAUGUUUUGUGCAAUCAUGGCCUUGAUAACAAUUUUUGCCGCCAUUUUGAAUAAAAGCAUCGACGAAGUCAAAGAAACACUUGAUGUUGAGUACGAAAAACUUGGAAUUAUACACUACGUAAACUCCGUCAUCAAAGACAUAUUUGGGACUGUCUUUCGAGGAAAUGCAGAUCGCAGACAGGUCACAAAACAAGCUACUUACCAGGCGCCUUUGACAGAUGGUGCUGACGCGUAUACUUAUUUGCGUCUACUGAGCAGAACUUUUCAUAACAUCCUGGGAAGUGAGGACAAAAUGACAAAAUACCAAGUGGAUGCAACAGAUUAUGACUUGUACGAAAUUAAAGAAAACGGAUCCAAAGGAGAUGCAAAACGCAAGAACAUUUUGGAGAAAUGUGUGUUCGCUCCCAGCCAUAAACAAACAGACAAAGUUCAUGUUUCAUUCCUGUGAGACUUUUGACUGAAUCUAUAGUUCUAUCUAUAUACUGUUUAACUGAUUACAACAGAAUAUAUUGUAUGGGAUAUACAUGAAUGAAACACAAAGAUUAUGUACGUGAUGCAAUUCAUGCGAGAAUACUUUUAAUAAGGGGUGUCUUCCCCAUGUAAUUAUGUUCCACAAACGAAGUUUGGGAACAUAUUGGUUUUACUCUGUUUCUUAUCAUUAUUAUGUCUCCGAACACAAAGUGUCGGAGACAUAUUGUUUUUGCUCCGUUUCUUAUUAUUAUUAUUAUUUUCUUCUUCUUAUUCUUAUUAUUCCUCUUCUUUAGUGAGAAAUUUGUCCGACCGAUUUUGUGAAAGUGCUUCGACAGAUCCACUUCAAACUUUGUGAGCUGAUAGGGGGUCACUAGGAGGGCUGCAUUCAACUUUUCAAAUUUUCAAAAUGGCCGCCGUUUCAAGAUGGCGGCCAAAAAACGUCAAAAACUCAAGGUUGUCGGGUUUCAACCAAAUUCAAUUUCUAGGGUACUUUAGUGACCCCGAGUCCAUUUCCACCAUCAAAUUUUUUUUUUGAGCCGCCAUUUUCAAAAUGGCCGCCAUAUACCGAAAUAUUUCAAAAAGUUGAAAUCUUUACAACAUUUGGGUUCUGGGGUAAAUUGAGGGUCCACAAUUCAUUACUAGCAUCAGUAUUUCCUUCCAAUCUGUUUUCAAAUGUUUCAAAAUGGCCGCCAUUGAAGAAAAUGGCGGCCAAAUUACAAGUCCGUCGGAUUUCAACCAAAUUUAGUUUCUAGGGUUUUUAGAGGAUCCUGAUUGCAUAUCCGGUAUCAAAAACCAUUUCUGACAUGGGGAGGUGUUCGGAGACAUUUGUGUUGGCAUCCCAACACAGUUAUAGCUCGUUAUUAUUCUUUCUUCUUGUGACUUUUUUGUCCACGAGUGUUCUCAGAAACUACUCAAGGGACCAAGAUGAAACCUUUUUAGGAUGAUAGUAUAGCAUAUGUAGAUGUGCGGAACGAAUGUCAUUUUGUCUGAAAUAGCAUGCAUGUGCAUUGGAUUUUUUGUUUACAAACUUUGGAAUCUGUCUAACCUUUUUAUUUUUCAAUGAAAUCGUUUGAUAUUUAUAUCGUAGGUAUAGCUUGAGACCCUAAACUGUUUGGCAGAGUUAAAAUUUCAAUUUUGCACAUGCAUGCACGUGUGCUUUAAUUUGAUUGGAUAAUACAAAAACGCCUCUAACUUUCAUAUCACUUACGGAAAUCUAAUGAUAUUUCCAGGAUAGGUAGACAUACCAAAUAUCUACAGAUCGAUGUAAUAAAAAUUGCAAACGCGCAUGCGCACACACGUGCAUUGUCUUUUGAAGGUUCAAUUCUUUCAAUGACCAUAACUUUUUUGUUUUUUGUCAAAAUCAUUUGAAACUUGGGUUGUAUAAGUAUCUUGGGAUUCUUAACAGACUUGUAUAAUAGUAAUUACUCUCCAACACGAGCAUGCACGUGUGCUAAAUUCUGAUUGGACGAUUUUCAAAUCGCCAUAACUUUCUUAUAAAGGAUGGAAACAAUAUGAAAUUUACAAUUUAAGUAUAUAUAUCAAAUGUCUAUUGAAUGACAUCAACAUUGAUGCUCAGUCAUACUCACAUGCGCGUGUAUGUACGUGCAUAGCUUUUCUUUCAUUUUUCGGGUACUAAAAUCGCCAUAACUAUUGAAUUAAAAACUGAAAUGAAUUCAAAUUUAUCCUGUAGAUCUAUGAUAUGAAUGCCUAUUAAAUGGUGUCAACAAAAAUAGUAUUAUCAAAAUCGCGUGCGCGUGAAUGAGCGUGCAUUGUAAUUUUUGACAUCUAAAUUCAAGUAUUGGUUUAUUUAUAACAUUUUAAGAUUGCAAUGAAUAGGUUUGAAAUUUAGGUUACCGAUAUGUUUUGGGCCUGUCCAUUAAUUGAUGGUGUCAAAAUCACUUCUGCACGCGCAUGCACGUGCGCUUAUUUCUGAUUGGACGAUUUCGAAAUCGCCAUAACUUUCUUAUAAGGGAAGCAAUCGAUACCAAAUUCAUAUAGUAAGUAUAUCGUUCAAAUGCCUAUUAAAUAGCAUCAACGAAAAUGCUGUGUGAUACUCACGCGCAUGCACGUGCAUUGAUUUUGGUCGUCAUAGUUUUGAGUUGCUAUUCAUUUCUCGUUUUUCAUUGAACUGUUGUGAAACUUCUCUUAUAGUCAUAUAUUUAGACUUGUAAUGUAUCAACAUGAUAACAUUACUCAUCAACACGUGCACACACGUGCGUGCACGUGCGCAGAAUUUUCAGAUAUCUAUAACUGAUUUGUUUUAGCGUGAAAUCGACUGAUUGAUAUGGUCAAAACAACUUGUACUGAAACAAAUGACACCAUUUUCUAAAUGGGGGAAUGUUUGGGGAACAUCUGUAACGGUCCCCGUUACAAUAAGUACUAGUUUCUUUUAGCUUUUAGCUGCAGUUUUUGGUAGUCGAUUACAAAGCGAGGGAAUACAAUGGGAAAAAAUAAUAUCAUAGUUGCAUUCAAAUAUAGCCCUAAUCUAAGUACCAAUUUUAUCUCACCAGAGAUGUAGGUUUGGAUGCUCAUUUCUGCUAACUAUGUAGAUGUUACAAUUUAACUUUUGAAAAACAUUUAUCCAUUUGGUUAACUUUAUGAAUAUGUUCUAUCACGGUGUACCUAUACAGUGUAAUACAUGUUUCUUUGUCAAAUUCUGAUUUUAGGCCAAUAUUAAGGAAAGGUAUGGUUUGGUUUAAAUUUUCAGAGCAAUUUGUAAUUUUCCGGGGUUAUGAUAGUUUCAAACCAUAUCCGUAUUUUAUUGUAAUAUUGCAAAACAUUCUUCUUUGUUCGUAUUUUAUCAUCGUGAGAAAAUUACACAAUAUUGAUUUCGUUUCUAAUUACAUGUAAUUUAAGUUCAUUACUAAUCUUAUUCUAGAUUGAAUGUUCUAUCAGGUGAAUUAUCUACAAACCAAACAUGCAGAUGAAUACAAAAUCAAGAUUUACUGUAAUGUACACAACCCGCUGACUUUGGACAUGAUAUAUAUCUUAAUCAAGGAAAAGUGAAAAAUCAUAGAAUUCAUGUGAAGGUCAUAACUCUAUAAUGGGUCUGUUUGAAAACGUGAGUUAUCUCUCUUUGUAUUCUAACAUUUAGUGUAAAUAUGACAACUUCCUGGUAGUAAAAACAGUUGAAAUAAUUUCUAAGGAAAUGUUAAUGGAAACAAAAGAGAAUUUCUUAAUCGAGUCAGGGGUGUGAUUUUUCGGGGGGGGGGAUAAAUAAAUAAUUUCAAAAUGAGACAUCCACUGUUCUACAAAUUUCUCCAAUAACGACUGGCAUGAUUAUUUUGUACGAAAUCUGAACAGAACUACUGAUUCUCAAAAGAUGAUGGCAACUCAUUAGCUCAAAGAUCGGGUUUUCACGAGGAUCGACACGUGUAUGGAUCUUGCCUACCAUGCCCCCCCCCCCCCCCCACGCCAAAAUUAUAGUAGGAAAUCAACGCUCUAACUGUUAUAUCAGGGCUAAAAUUCUUCCACUGCUACCGGCCGACACUUUUAAAAAUAAAGCAGAUUACAAUGUUUGGGUAACUCUCUCCAAAGUAACUGGACGUGUCCACUCUGUGUACAAAUCAGUUGUACAUUUGUAGCAUGCAGCUGGGAUUGUUUAUCUCAGCUGAGAUUGUUUAUCUCAACCGGUAUAUUUAAAAUGCAGUAAAAUAGGUAAUUAAAUCAAAAUCAAUUUUCAUUUGUUAAAUAUUGCUCGAUUGAUAAAAAUUAUUUUUCAUAGGUGUGGUCGGGGGGGGGGGGGGGGGGGUACUUGCCACUCUUAGAUGUACUAUUUGGGGAAUAAGUAAGUUUGAACCCCCAAUAGAAUGCUUUUGACGUCUCUGUAUCUUCCCUCUUUUCCUCUUUUAUUUGUUUUAGCCCCCUUGAGAUGUUUGAUUAUGUAGACACGUGUCGUAUCAUAACAGAAAUUGUAAUGACAGAUUUAGAGGGUAUCCCCCUUUCGCCACAAAUUUACAAAAUAAUAUGAGUAAAACUCCAAAUACUUUACCCGAAGUGGCUGUAUGACGCUUCUCGAAUAUACUACCCGGAAGUCUUAAACUACAUUACUUAAGCGCACUACGUUCCGGAUCAAGUAAAGGUAAUUCAUGUUUUCGGAUUGAUCUGUAGAUAGAAAUCAGGUGCACAUAUUCAGAAUGCGUUAUAGCUGACCUAGCGUCAUCAACAUAGGGUCAAUGUUAUUUAGAAAAGAUCAAUGUCAAGGUCAUUUAAAAUACCAUUGAUGUCAACGUUAACUAAAAUUCACGUGUACGGGGGCAAGAACAUUACCUAAAUUAUCUGUGUGAUAGGUUUAAAGAAGAAAAAACUAUUUGUCUUAAUUGUGAUCAAAGUGCUAAUUAGGUAGCUGAGAAUAUGCUUUUAUUUUUGCCUCUUGGAAGUUAAAAGUUCUCAGUCAUUGAGAGAAAAGCAUUGUCUCUAAGCUAUAAUUUAAAUACAAGCAAAUACUCUGAGACAUAAUUCAUUAUAAUCUAAGGUUUAAUCUGGUCCUGACCCACGGCCAAUAUUACAGAGAAAAAUAUGAAUAUUUCAGUGUGCCACGACUUCCAAAUAUAGAAAAAAAUUCAUGAUUUUUUAAACAUCUGAAUCACCAUUUCUCACGUGAUGAGUCUUGAUAUCAACCUUUUAUCUGUAGAUAAAUUAAACGUGUUAAUUCUUUUGACAGCUACUACCUUGUACCUGUAGAUUAAUUAAACGUGUUGAUUCUUUCGACAGCAAUUAGCUUUUACCUGCAGAUAGAUUAAACGUGUUAAUUCUUUUGACAUCAAUUGCCUUUUACCUGUAGAUAAUUUAAACGUGUUAAUUCUAUUGACAUUACCUUUUCUUAUUUAUGCUUGUAUUUCAUGUAUAUUUUGUUGACGUACCGCUUUCUAGCAAUGUAAAUAAAUUUACUAUUGACUGUCA
This is a messenger RNA of Ostrea edulis (European flat oyster), 13700 nucleotides long. RefSeq lists its product as uncharacterized. Gene Ontology annotation, molecular function: calcium channel activity; protein binding; calcium ion binding. Lineage: Eukaryota; Metazoa; Mollusca; Bivalvia; Ostreida; Ostreidae. The record is from RefSeq and is a predicted model, not a curated record. The coding region runs from base 1 to 8775 and encodes 2924 amino acids. Gene Ontology annotation, cellular component: membrane. Gene Ontology annotation, biological process: detection of mechanical stimulus. The transcript has 31 exons.